Branchiostoma floridae (Florida lancelet) is the source of this 1355-nucleotide messenger RNA. Its product is annotated as D-beta-hydroxybutyrate dehydrogenase, mitochondrial-like. The coding region runs from base 5 to 1108 and encodes 367 amino acids. Gene Ontology annotation, molecular function: oxidoreductase activity. The record is from RefSeq and is a predicted model, not a curated record. The transcript is spliced from 7 exons. NCBI's taxonomy places the organism in Eukaryota, Metazoa, Chordata, Leptocardii, Amphioxiformes, Branchiostomatidae.
AAUCAUGAAGCCUCUACACCUGUUCUACUGUGCGAGCCUGCUCGGUUUGACCACCAUGUCAGGCUUGUUGUUGUUGUUGUACCACUGUGCACCUGUCCUGUACUACCUGUGCACGGGGAUACUACUGGGGUCAGUGGGAUACUGUGUGGUUCUCUACUUGGCGCCGAAGAGCCGAGUGAGCGGGGAGGGCAAAGCUGUCUUCAUUACAGGUUGUGACAGUGGUUUCGGAUUUGGACUGGCCAAACGCCUGGACUCGCUGGGCUUCACGGUGUUUGCCGGCUGUCUGCUGGCAGACAGUGGUGGGGAGGGGCUGAAGAAACUCCAUGCGGAGUGCUCGAGCAGGCUGAGUACUGUUCAGAUUGACGUCACUGAUGAUGGACAGGUGCAGGCCGCUGUACAACAGGUCAGGGACAGUCUACCGACUGGGUCUGAAGGUCUUUACGCUUUGGUGAACAAUGCUGGGGUCUGGCAGACGGGGGAGAUAGAGUGGGUCAGCAUGGCCACCUACAGACGUGUGAUGGAAGUGAACACCUUCGGUACCGUGCGGGUCACCAAGGCGUUCUUGCCUCUGAUUCGUAGGGCGAAAGGACGUGUCGUGAACAUCUCUAGUGUAGGUGGGCUUCACGCAGGCCCUAUGGCUAGUGCCUAUUCCAUAAGCAAGGCAGCCAUGGAAUUUUUCUCGGACGCCUUAAGGCAUGAGAUGCACAAGUGGGGAGUUAAAGUUGUCAUCGUGGAGCCGGCCAGCUUUGCACGGGCUACAGAUAUCGUCUUGCCUGCAGUCUACAAUAAGUUCGUUGAGGAUAUGCGGAACAACUUGGAAUAUGUUGUCAAGGAGGAUUAUGGCAUGGAGUAUUUCGACUUCAAGAUGGAAAAACGGAGGCUGUAUGCCCACGAAGGUCAUGCGAGGGUUCCAACGGCUGUGAUAAACGCCAUGGUGGACGCCGUCACCCUGACCACCCCUUCACAUCGCUACUUGGUCGGGUCGAGUUUCGAGAACUACGUCACUUGGAUGUGGUUGGGCUACUUUCCCACACGGUGGACGGGUUCUACCCUGCUGGCUGAAAAGGAAGGGGACCCAAAACCAGCCAUGAUGAAGAAAAAUCACUAGAACACAUUUUCACAAUCUCAUAUGAUUGGUCACUUCUAUUAUGUAUUCUGAGUAGAUUGUAAAUUGGUAGUAAAAUCCCCAACUAGCAACCAUCAGUAGGUAAGAGCAGCUACUGGGCAUGAAAAUCCUUGUACCCGUCGAUAUGUUUGUGAAAAUUUUUAAACACUGCAAGAGAAACCUGUUAAUAAGCAUGUAGUUAUGUCACUAACCAAUGCAUCUCAGGGAACAUUCCUGGUGGAUGAUGUCA